GGCAGCAGUAGGCGAGGGCGCGGCUGCGGGGUUCCUGGUGCUGAGGACGGACGCCAUUGGAGCCCCAGGGAAGCAUGGCUGAGGGAAGCUACCACAAAGAAUCUGAAGGGUACAACGUUGAAGACAUGGACGAGGGUAGUGAUGAAGUCGGGGAGGAAGACAUGGUUGAAGGCAACGACUAUGAAGAAUUUGGUGCUUUUGGAGGCUACGGAGCCCUCACCAGCUUUGACAUCCGUAUCCUCAGAGCCUUUGGGAGCUUGGGUCCAGGCUUUCGCAUCUUAGCGAAUGAGCCCUGGGAACUUGAAAACCCUAUGCUGGCCAGGACUCUGCUGGAGGCAUUUCGGAUGGAUCCAGAAACACUUGCCAACGAGCCGGCUGCCCGUGCUGCCAACGUAGCCCGGGCCGCCUCCUCUAACCAAGCUGCUCGGGCCGCUGCUGCUGCUGCCCGUGCCACCUACCAUCAGGUGGUCGCUAACCACUCAGUGGCCACAGACCAGGGCUCAGGAGGCGAUACCCAGCCCAUGACAUCCGCUGCCGAGGCUCAGGCAGCCACCCUUGAGACAAGCCUUGCUUCUCCGCACAGCUCCCAGAUGCUAGUCAAGAGCGAGAUGGCCACCCCCGGGGCUCCAGCAAGGUCCACGCAGCCCCAGACAUCCUCCCGGGCCCAGGAGGCUGCUGCCGAGGGCCCUAGUACGGCCUGUGCUUUCUCCCAGGCCCCACGUGCCAGUGAGAUGGAUGCCACCCGGCCCAAAACAGCCUUCCUGGGUCAGAACGAUGUCUUUGAUUUCACCCAGCCGGCAGGUGUCAGUGGCAUGGCCUUCCCACGCCCCAAGAGACCUGCCCCGGCCCAAGAGGCUGCCACAGAGGGCCCCAGUGCUGCCUCCGGGGGGCCCCAGGCAGCCUCUGCCGGGGAGGGGGCAGCCACCCGGCCAAAGACGACCAAGUCUGGGAAGGCUCUCGCCAAGACUCGGUGGGUGGAGCCUCAGAAUGUUGUGGCAGCAGCUGCUGCCAAGGCCAAGAUGGCCACGAGCAUCCCUGAGCCUGAGGGUGCAGCUGCCACCUCUCAGCAGAGUGCGGAGCCCUGGGCCAGGAUGGGAGGCAAGAGGACAAAGAAGUCCAAGCACCUGGAUGACGAAUAUGAGAGCAGCGAGGAGGAGAGAGAGCCUCCUGCGGUCCCACCGACCUGGAGGGCAUCGCAGCCCCCACUGACAACUGUGCGGCCUCAGAUGGCCCCUCGGCCCCCCAUGGCCCUGAGGUCCCAGGUACCCUCAAGGCACGUACUGUGCUUGCCACCCCGCAAUGUGACCCUUCUGCAAGAGAGGGCAAAUAAGUUGGUGAAAUAUCUGAUGAUUAAAGACUACAAGAAGAUCCCCAUCAAGCGCUCAGACAUGCUGAAGGAUGUCAUCCGAGAAUACGAUGAACAUUUCCCUGAGAUCAUUGAACGAGCAACGUACACUCUGGAAAAGAAGUUUGGGAUCCACCUGAAGGAAAUCGACAAGGAAGAACACCUCUACAUUCUUGUCUGCACACGGGAUUCGUCAGCCCGCCUCCUGGGAAAGACCAAGGACACUCCCAGACUGAGUCUCCUCUUGGUGAUUCUGGGCGUCAUCUUCAUGAACGGCAACCGUGCCAGCGAGGGUGAGUGGCUGGACCUGCAGCUGGGGGGUUGCCCGCCGUCUCACCUCCGUGUGCUAAACUCUUGUACCUCAUCUCCCCUCGCAGCUGUCCUCUGGGAGGCACUACGCAAGAUGGGACUGCGCCCCGGGGUGAGGCACCCAUUCCUGGGCGAUCUGAGGAAACUCAUUACAGAGGACUUUGUGAAGCAGAAGUACCUGGAAUACAAGAAGAUCCCCAAUAGCAGCCCCCCCGAGUAUGAGUUCCUCUGGGGCCUGCGCGCCCGCCACGAGACCAGCAAGAUGAGGGUGCUGAGAUUCAUCGCCCAGUAUCAGAACCGAGACCCCCGGGAAUGGAGGGCUCAUUUCUUGGAGGCUGUGGAUGAUGCUUUCAAGACGAUGGAUGUGGAUAUGGCUGAGGAACAUGCCAGGGCCCAGAUGAGGGCCCAGAUGAACAUCGGGGAGGAAGCUCUGAUUGGACGGUGGAGCUGGGACGACAUACAGGUCGAGCUCCUGACCUGGGAUGAGGAUGGAGAUUUUGGCGACGCCUGGUCCAGGAUCCCCUUCGCUUUCUGGGCCAGAUACCAUCAGUACAUUCUGAAUAGCAACCGUGCCAACAGGAGAGGCACCUGGAGGGCUGGCGUCAGCAGUGGCACCAAUGGUGCGGCCAGCACCAGCAUGCUCGAUGGCCCCAGCACCAGCUCCACCAUCCGGACCAGAAACGCCGCCAGAACCAGUGCCAGCUUCUUCUCCUGGAUUCAGUAAGAUUGGAGGCAGCGCUGAGGAGCUGCAGCAGCCCCCUGCCGAGCCAGAGUGCCUCCUCUGCCCCCCGCCCCCCGACAGAGCACUCUAGGCAGCUACUCCCCGUCCAUGGAAGAUGGCAUGCCAGAUGAUGCGCUCUCUGCCCUUCCUGCUUUCCUGUGUGCUUUUUGUCGUGCUGUCGUGUUUUGGGUAUCAGUAUUGCAUUAAAGUUGCAAAAUCA
Molecule: messenger RNA, 2595 nt
Organism: Lagenorhynchus albirostris (white-beaked dolphin)
Lineage: Eukaryota; Metazoa; Chordata; Mammalia; Artiodactyla; Delphinidae
Product: melanoma-associated antigen D4
Exons: 12
Coding region: 75-2378 (767 amino acids)
Biological process (GO): negative regulation of transcription by RNA polymerase II
Cellular component (GO): nucleus
Source: RefSeq, a predicted model, not a curated record